This is a messenger RNA of Hyla sarda, 1084 nucleotides long. It is a transcript of the gene RAB5IF, whose product is annotated as RAB5 interacting factor. Bases 112 to 498 code for a protein of 128 amino acids. Gene Ontology annotation, biological process: mitochondrial respirasome assembly. Lineage: Eukaryota; Metazoa; Chordata; Amphibia; Anura; Hylidae. The record is from RefSeq and is a predicted model, not a curated record. The transcript has 4 exons.
CCAGUGGUGUCGUCACUUCCGGGUGUGGCUGAGGACGAGCUCGUCAUCCUAAGCGGUGUGUGCGCUCCUCCAGCGCGGUGACCGAGCACCAGACCCCGGGGCCCCCGGAGAAUGAGCGGCGCCAAGCGGAAGGACGAGCAGCCCGUGUCCAAUGGGGGAACGAAGGUGAAGACGUCUCCCUGGAGCAAAGCCCUGCGGGGGGAUGCCGCCUGGGAGGACAAGGAUGAGUUCCUGGACGUCAUCUACUGGAUGCGGCAGAUCCUGGCCAUCGUUUUGGGUGUCAUCUGGGGCAUCGUCCCGCUGAAGGGGUUUGUGGGAAUAGCUAUAUUUUGCCUGAUAAACGCCGGGGUACUCUACCUGUAUUUUAGCAGCUUCCAGCAAAUAGAUGAGGAGGAGUAUGGCGGAACCUGGGAACUAACCAAGGAAGGAUUCAUGACCUCAUUCGCCCUCUUUUUGGUGGUCUGGGUCAUCUUUUACACGGCCAUUCAUUACGAUUGAUCAUUUUUAAUCCCUUUUUGCCAAGUUCCAACUUAUUUUUUUUUCUCAAGAAUUUUUUUAAUCGUCAAAUACAAAGGACAUUUCAUGGGAGGACGGAGCUGCCGCGAUGAUGAGGAUGAUUUCUGGAUUUAGUCAUUGGCGCUGCGGGUCCAGUUCUCGCCAUGACUGCAGAGACCUUCUCUGACUUUUUACACAACUUCUUAGACUUUCCGCUCAGAGGACUAGAAUCUGGUUUUGUCUCCUGAGAAGCGUUAGCGCUGUCUCGUGGCGCCGUCCUCAGCUCGUCCAUUGUUCGCCCAGACGGCAGCGUGGGGUGAGUAGCGUCCGGCAGAACGGGCGCUGUGGUCGCAGUGUGAAUAUUGUGAUGGAUUAGAGGCUCAGACGUGGCUCACGUGGCCGCUCAAUCCCUCUGUAUAAUCCAUGGAUCCGCUCGGUGUGACCGGCGCCCUCUCCGUCACCCGUCUGUAUCGUGCGGCAGCUGCUCCAGAGCCCAGAAUGGUUUAUAAAUCAUUGAAGAUACUCAGUAUUGCAACAAUAAUUUUGGUAUUUAACUCGGCGUGAAUGUGUUUUACAAUUAAAUUUGAUU